Messenger RNA from Prionailurus viverrinus (fishing cat), 2218 nucleotides. It is a transcript of the gene CA1H5orf15, whose product is annotated as chromosome A1 C5orf15 homolog. The transcript is spliced from 3 exons. The record is from RefSeq and is a predicted model, not a curated record. Lineage: Eukaryota; Metazoa; Chordata; Mammalia; Carnivora; Felidae. The coding region runs from base 52 to 849 and encodes 265 amino acids.
AUGUCAUGACGUAGAGCCUAGCAACAACGCAGGCUCCCGGCGGAGUCCGUUAUGGCCGCUGCUGUCUUGAGGAGGAUGAGGGGAACCGUGCAAGCGAAACUGCGGUACUCGCCCGGCCUCCAGGUCCCGGGAGGGUUGGCGCAGCCGCUCGUCCUGGCGCUCCUGCUUGCGUCCGCCACCUUGUCCAGUGCUGUACCAGAGACUGAUUUGCUGAGCCAAACUGUACUCCAGCCAGAUGUCUCUGCUCUAAAUAUGAGUGCUUUAACACAUGAAAACCAAACCAAACUUUCUGUCUCCCAAAUCAGCGCCACUCUCCGUCCCACAACUAGUACAGAGAAAGGUGGAGGGGCAUCUAUGGCCCCUCAUCCCUCACCUACUACUUCCCUGUCUCAAGAGGAGGCAGAUAACAAUGGAGAUCCCAGCAUAGAGGAGGAGGAUCUUCUUACGCUCAAUAGUUCUCCAUCUACCGCCAAAGACACUCUGGACAAUGGAGACUAUGGAGAACCAGACUAUGACUGGACCACCAGCCCCAGGGACGAUGAGUCCAGUGAAGCUCUGGAAGAAAACAGGAACUACAUGGAAAUUGAACAGUCAGUGAGAUCUUUUAAGACCCCAUCCUCAAAUAUUGAAGAGGAAGAUAGCCAUUUCUUUUUUCAUCUUAUUAUUUUUGCUUUUUGUAUUGCUGUUGUUUACAUUACAUAUCACAACAAAAGGAAGAUUUUCCUUCUGGUUCAGAGUAGGAAAUGGCGUGAUGGUCUUUGUUCCAAAACAGUGGAAUAUCAUCGUCUAGACCAGAAUGUUAAUGAGGCAAUGCCUUCGCUGAAGAUUACCAAUGAUUAUAUUUUUUAAAGCACUGUGAUUUGAGUUUGCUUAUUAUGUAAUUUUAUUUGCUUGACUUUUUUAUAUAAUAUUGUGCAGAUGUUUGCCAUAGGCAGUUGGUACUUAAAUGAGAGGUGGGUCUCUCUUUAUUUUGCCUUGGUGCUUUCGAAAUGAAAUGUCACAAACAAGGAGUAUAUAAUUUUUUAUCUACACAUUUAGAGGUAAAUUCAAUCAGGUGUCCAGAAUGUGGAGCUAAGCAUUAUUAUUAGUUUUGUUUUAGAUUUCUUUAUUGUUCUUCUUCUGGAAGUGUUAGUAAUACUAGUUUUACAAGAUCCCAACCUUGUAACUAAAUCCUAACAUAUCUGGUACUGCUGGCUCCGAUUCUCUUUCUGCCAUCCAAAUACUGUUUUAUAAGCACACAUUUUGUGAUCCCAAACUGUUAAUGUACAAGGAUGCGUAUAAUAGCGCUUGGCAUAUAAGUAACAUUUUUUCUUCCAGGAAAAUCGCUUUGGAUAUUUUUGGAUGAUUUAAACGUAACUUAAGAUAAUGAUAAUGCUCAAUCUGACCACAGUUUUAGGUAACAUAUUAAUAAAUGUCUCUAGAAAUUCUGGUAAUAGAGAGACUCUGCAGUUUGCAGUGGAUAUAGAUGAAAUGUUAUAGAGAUACCAUAUUUUGGCUUAAAUUACUGAAUUAAAUUUAGAGGUAGAAAUUGUGGCAAAAUAUUAAAUACACAUACAGUUGCUUUCAGUCAGCAAUUGAUUGUAGCACGGGUUCCUCCAAGCUUCCAAGCAAGGAGCAGAGUUUAAAAUUCUAUCAGAUUUUUUCAUGUUGUCUAUUACUUUAUAGUAAGUUUGAACAAAUUUUAGGGGUCAUUAUCACUUAAGUAAUUCUGUAUCUAGGCCUUUCAAAUUAAAAUUAUACCUGAAUGAAGUUGUUUGUAUACAUAGAGGGUAUAUGUGUGCACUGACUUUUUCUCCCCCUGUACUUGUUUUAUUUUCUUCUGUUUUGUUUUUCACAGCAACUGGAAAUUAUUUACUGUAAUUUGUUUUACCCUGUCUUUCUAUAAUAAAGAAUUGAUCAAUAUGUACAUAUGUGAUUUGAACCAUGGUUGACUUACAAGUGUCACUGCAACUUUGUAGAAAACAUAACCCCUAAUAUAUGUUAAACACCCACUCAGAAAGUCCGGGUGAGCCAGUGGGCAUGAGCAUUGUGUAAAGAUGGAAGAAGCGGGGCAGUCCACCAUUUCUCUCAGGUGGACAAUUUACUGUCCUGAUGAGGAAGGGCAGCACAAUGGAAAUAUACCUGAACUGUUUUAUGGCAGUAAUUUUUCAUAUCUGAAAUUGUAUUAUUUAAUAUUUUGAAUAAGAUUUUAAAAAUAAAUAGCAAAAAUAUAAAUCUA